AUGCCGCAACACAACCGCGUCCAGACGUCGGCGUCUCUCAGCACCCACGGCAUCUGGCAAAACGCCAUUGGGCACGAUCCGUACGCCGGAGAUGUGGACAAGGCAAAGGCGGAGACGAGCGCCGCUGCUGGCGGCGACAGCAGCGCGUACGAUAACAUGAAGGACCUUUUCGCUCUCGCGCGGCAGCAGGGGAGGCUGGCGGCUGACGACACGCGCGGCGGGUGGAAGGGGCAGGGCAAGCUGGGCUGGAAGGCGGGCGGGAACUGGGUGUCCGGCAAGGACCUGGGCGAGGUAUCUCCCGAGCGCAAGGCGGCCGCAGACGACGACAUGCCCUCGUCGACCUCGUCGUGGUCCGACAUGUCCGACACCGAGUAUGCUGGGUUCGCGUUUUCGGAAAAGCUAAACAUGCGUCUAUCAUACAUAGUGCCGCCCUUCUCUUAA
This is a messenger RNA of Emiliania huxleyi CCMP1516, 441 nucleotides long. RefSeq lists its product as hypothetical. The transcript has 3 exons. The record is from RefSeq and is a predicted model, not a curated record. NCBI's taxonomy places the organism in Eukaryota, Haptophyta, Isochrysidales, Noelaerhabdaceae. Bases 1 to 441 code for a protein of 146 amino acids.